Molecule: messenger RNA, 945 nt
Organism: Glossina fuscipes
Lineage: Eukaryota; Metazoa; Arthropoda; Insecta; Diptera; Glossinidae
Product: protein zerknuellt 1-like
Exons: 2
Coding region: 1-945 (314 amino acids)
Biological process (GO): regulation of DNA-templated transcription
Molecular function (GO): DNA-binding transcription factor activity, RNA polymerase II-specific; DNA binding
Source: RefSeq, a predicted model, not a curated record
AUGUCCUCUGUAGUUCAUUACUACUCUGAUGAAAACCAGCAAGUACCUACCAACAGUAGUACGGUGUACCAAAAACCGCUAGUGGAUUAUAAUAAUAGUUGUUCCACAAAUGCCACAAACGUUGACUUUGGACUUACGAGUAACGGAAAUUUUCAUCCAUUGACUGUAUUAAAUAAAAGCUUUGAAUUUCAAGUGAAUGUUACGGAUGAUUCAUCGCAACGAUCGGAAUCGAUUAGUAGCAAAAUUAAGCGCACGCGCACCGCCUUCACCAAUUUUCAAUUGAUACAACUGGAAAACGAAUUUCAAAUUAAGCAAUAUUUACAUCGUACACGACGCAUAACAAUAGCCAGAAGGCUUGGCCUAUGCGAGCGUCAAGUGAAAGUUUGGUUCCAGAAUAGACGCAUGAAAGAGAAGCGAGAUAGGAUGGGUUUAGAGAAACUUAAAAGUAAAAGCAAAUCAUCUAUGGAAUUCGUAGGCGAAGCAAAUGGACAUAAGGACAUUGUUCAACGAUUAAUGUCCUACACUAAUGUGCAAAACACAUCUACUUUCUACAAUAAUAGCGCAAGUAAUAUAGAAAUCAAUUUUCAAAAGGCAAAGGACGCUCAUCAAACGCAAUACACAUAUCCUGUUAAUUUAAAUGAGAUUUUAAACGACUUGACUCACAAAAAUGCACCUUCACAAUGUGAAACGUCUGCAUCAACAUCGAACUCAUCGUCAUCGUCUUCGGCUUUAUUAACUUAUGAAUCAGAACUUUUGGAUGACAUCUUGGACAGCAUUAAAAGGAAUGAACCCCAGGGUUGGAUAGCCACAGCAAUUGACGAUAGUCGAUUAAAUAACAAUCCCAGCCAAAUUUCGCAGGGAAAUACUAAUACUACUAACACACCGUACUUGCCAGUCUUAUUAUAUGGCACUCAUCAAGCUGAAAAUAAAGCAGGAAGCCUUUAA